Messenger RNA from Linum trigynum, 309 nucleotides. The record is from the annotation of a GenBank genome assembly. Lineage: Eukaryota; Viridiplantae; Streptophyta; Magnoliopsida; Malpighiales; Linaceae.
AUGCUCAGCCAAGUGGAACAGAACUCUCCAUUUCUACCCCCCCAAAUAAAGGACUAUCCACCUGGAGAUGGCCUACGAGGAGGCGGGGCGAAUGGAUCCAGACCCAGAUGGAGCUUUGGGUUCGAGGCGGCAACGAUGAAGUCGCCGGAGCUGGAGAGCGGAAAAGGGGACGGCGAAAGCAAGCAGCAAAGUGAACACUUUCGUCCCUUGGAACGAGUUGAGGGGGGAGGAAAGGGGUUGGACUUACGUCGUGCCGGAUUGGAGGAUGGGACCGUCGGCGAUGUGGCGAGGUCGGGGCGGGUGAGCUAA